Messenger RNA from Porites evermanni, 926 nucleotides. Lineage: Eukaryota; Metazoa; Cnidaria; Anthozoa; Scleractinia; Poritidae. The record is from the annotation of a GenBank genome assembly.
CUUAUUGAUAUCAUUGAUGAUGAAGAAAUUGUUGACACCAAAAUACUAGAGGAGUACCUUGAAAUUACCAUUUACCCAAUGUGUAUAAACAAGUACCAAACAAAGUUGCAAGGAAAUGGUGCCCGCACCGAAGAUGGAGGACCUUACAUUGUCUCAUUAAUAGUGGAGCCCAUUCAUUGUAAUGACUUGCCAAGGGGCAAGGUACGUUAGACAUUGCCUAUGAAUGAUUGAUAACCUUUGAAGAAGUUUCUUGCUGCAAUCAAAACUGCAUGUUGCAGCAGAAUUUAGUAUUAUGGGUCAGCUUAAUUGCAAAGUAUUGCUGUUUCUCACGUGGAAUUCACAUUGAAUGGGUUCAAUUGCAAUAGAUAGGAUGGUGCAUUUCUAUUUCAAGGUGUAUUACCUGUCUGUUUUUUGCUUGGCUUUACUAUUAAAAAUGGUUGUUGUUGUGUUCUUUCUUGUGAAAAACCACAAGUUCCACACAGAUGGCUAAAGUGAAUAAACACUACAGCAGUGACCACACAUACAUUUAUUAUACAUUAUUAUUAUAAAUUAUUAAAAUUAGAAUCGAUAGUUUUGAAUAAUGAUAAAUAAUCCUACUCUCUCAGUCGCAGAAGGGCAUUAGGUAAAUAUUUAAACCCACCACCCACCCAGCCCCUGUUCCUCGACUAGUAACAAUAUAUAUAUAUUUUUUGUUUCAGCUUUUGACCUGCAUCAACCCUUGCAUUACCUUCAAAAUGAAGACGCCUGAUCAAGGGGAAAUAAAAUGCAAUGGAAUUGCUAUGGCACUGGGUCCUUUUCUUGCAAUGCUCUUCAAUCAUGGUUUGGACACUCUGGCACCCCAAGACCGCAUCAAGCAAGAGAUAAAGAACCAUGGGCUUGGAUGGGAUUGGAUCUAUCAUUUCCAGAGCCAAAGAAGCCAAAGAUAG